GCCUCAUCACUUCUCACAAACCACUAUCCGAUAUGUCCGUCGAGACUGUUCCUCUGCCUCUACCGCCCACACUUGAUGCGUCGAAAGUCAAGGGUGUAGAUCCGAGUAGUAUUGACCCCAACUCGGAGCAGUUCAAGGAGAUUGAGCAGCUGCUGUACAAGCACAGCAUCCUUGUGUUCAGGAAUGCAAUCAUCAGUCCAGAAAGACAAUUUGCCUUAGCGAAGGCAUUUGACCCGACGGCCGAGAACUUCGGACACGGCAACAACAAGAUCGAGAAAGACAAACAGAACAUCCUCAACCGCACGCUUCGAGGCAUCCCCCGCGUUCCGCAGGUGCAGCUCAUCGGUAACGGGAUCGUCCACGACUAUGAGGGCUUCCCCGGAGAAAUGCGCCUCGAGCACCCCUCUCAUCACACAUGGCACAAGACGCACCUUUCCCCUGAAGAUGAAGCCGCGGGCUACACGCGCUUCGUGCGAUGGCAUAUGGAUGCUGCGUUGUAUGACCUCCAACCGCCGAGGGUGACCACCCUCUAUGGACGCGUCGUUCCGAAGGGACCGAAGCAGAUCGUGCGGUAUGACGAUGGGACGGGCGACGAGCUGGAGGUGCCGCUCGCUGCGACUGCAUAUGCGAGUGGCAAGAUUAUGUUUGAGCUGCUGCCGAGGGAGCUGAAGAGCGUCGCUGUGAGGGGGAGAGUCCAGUACGCGCCGCAUCCGUAUGUCUGGGUGUCCACUGCGAAGGCGAGGUCAACGGCGUUGGCGAUGGAGGCGGAGGGAAAGGAGGUGCCGCUUGACAACUUGCCGCCUUGGGAAGAGUCGAAAAUACAGAUAACGCCUAUGCUGUGGAAGAACCCGGUGACCGGCGAUCUGCAUUUCCAAGUGCACCCGUAUUGCGUGGCGGAAGUCUUCAUAGAUGCACUACCGGAAGGCACCAGUAGAGAUGACGCUCUGUACCCAGACGGGGCGCACCUCACUGACUUGCAGGAAGUACGAGACUUGCUGUACAAGAUGCAAAGGCCAGCCAUCUCGCCGCAGUUUGUGUACCCACAUGACUGGCAUGAGAACGACUUGAUUGUCUUCCACAACCGCGGGGUUAUGCACUCAGUGACCGGGACACUGCAGCCUGAUCAAGUGCGCGCAUACCACCAAUGUAAUCUUGCCGCGUCGGACAGUCCUGUUGGCCCAGAUGAAGAAGACAUGCAAAAGUGGGUGUAGGUGUUUGCGUUGAGGUCACUUAAACAAAAAGCGCUGCAAUGUAUAAUGAGAGUGGUAUUUACUCAGAAGCACAGAGAGUGCAUGGCCUGUUCAGCAGUGAUCACCUC
Molecule: messenger RNA, 1318 nt
Organism: Fomitopsis serialis
Lineage: Eukaryota; Fungi; Basidiomycota; Agaricomycetes; Polyporales; Fomitopsidaceae
Product: Clavaminate synthase-like protein
Exons: 7
Coding region: 33-1211 (392 amino acids)
Molecular function (GO): oxidoreductase activity
Source: RefSeq, a predicted model, not a curated record